Marasmius oreades (fairy-ring Marasmius) is the source of this 1665-nucleotide messenger RNA. RefSeq lists its product as uncharacterized. The transcript has 2 exons. The coding region runs from base 110 to 1564 and encodes 484 amino acids. NCBI's taxonomy places the organism in Eukaryota, Fungi, Basidiomycota, Agaricomycetes, Agaricales, Marasmiaceae. Gene Ontology annotation, molecular function: protein binding. The record is from RefSeq and is a predicted model, not a curated record.
CUUCUCUGUUCACUACAGUCACCUUCUCUGAGCUCAUUUCUACACUUACACGUUCUUUUAUAUCUCGCUCAUUUUACAGGGAUUUUCUACGCAGCCAUCACUAACGACAAUGGCGAUUGAAAGUUGUCGGUCGUCCUCAUCCUCGAGCUCGAGCUCGAGCACAGGUUACUCGUCGUCGUCCUCCGCUUCCUCAAACGCAGACGAGUCUACAGAUUCUCCUACUCUAAGUCCCACCCACAAACUGUUUACAUUUAAAUGCGACUUGGGAUCCAGUAACCACACAUUUUCCUCGCCUAUUGCCAGAAUCUUCCCCACUUUGUUUCAAACUCCCUUGGAUACUCCAACUCGUACAUAUAUCUCUGAAUCAAGUAAGCGACGUUCCCGAGCCUCCAGCUUUUUAGGUCAAAAGCGGCGAUCUUCUUCACGUCGAAAUCCUUCUGCAACUCGUUCUUCCCUCUUGACGCGAUGCUCCGAACUCUGGUUCAACGACGGAAACAUCGUCUUGAUUGCUGAGCAACAAUUUGCUUUCAAGGUCCAUAGAGGGGUUCUUGCACGCCAUUCAGAGGUGUUUGCUGACAUGUUUGGAGUCCCUCAGCCCAUGGAGAUGGAGGUUGACGCGGAUCUAGAGGGGUGCCAACACGUCGAAAUGCCACACGACCUCGCAGACGAUAUUUAUCAUUUUCUCAAGUCGAUAUAUGAUGGAUUAUACUUCAUGACGAGACGCCGCUCAAGCCAAUUUCCCUCACUUUCUAGUGUACUCCGCCUCUCCACGAAAUAUAUUGCUCCUGUACUACACCAAAGAUGCAUGGAUCAGCUCUCCGCCGACUGGCCAACUACACUUGAUGCCUGGGACACAAGAGAAUCCGAAGCUACAGACGAAAGGGGUGUUUAUCUUCCAAGGGAAUCUUCCGCACAUCCGGUAGUUGUGAUAGAGUUGGCAAAUGAAAUGGGUCUAGUGGAUCUUUUACCAAGUGCAUUCUACGAUCUAUCAAGAUACGGCCCCAGCAAGAUCUUGGUCGGGGCUCCUGGACGGGCCAGGCUAUUGCAGAAGGAGAAGACCCAAAAGAAUUGCGAUCAAGACCUCGAGACAUCAAAGCCCGUCACGCUUACUGAGGAUUUAUUCGUUAGAACACUUCAAGGUCGCGAACAAGCCCAGAGAUUCUUGCAUUCGUUCAUUAUGACACACAUCUGGAAUCGAGCACCUUCAGUGGACUGUUUCUACCAAAGCGAAUACGGGAGUGGCGGUAGGGCAUGCCAGGAAUCGUUUUACUUCAUCACCUUGAACGUGCUGCGGGCUGUGGGUGGGAUUGCGUGUGGGAGAGAUGCCGACCCUUUGUUUACACUGAGACAAGCAGUCGAUAUGCUUUCAAGGAUGGAUUUCAUUGACGGCAGUGGCUGUGGUACUAACACUGGAGAAAAGAGAUGUGGGUUGCGAUUGUGUGGAGCGUGCAAGGCUGAUUUUACCGAGGCUUGUGGAAAUGCAAGGAAACAUGUUUGGAUGCAGUUGCCGGAGUGGUUUGGUUUGCAGGACGUUAUCGGCGGUACUUGGGGAACAGCUGAGUAAGGAUAUCAAGACUUAAGUACGCUAUUCAGGGACGCUGGGACGCAUCGGGGCAUACUACCGAAGUCAGCUUGACUUACAAUAUACAUACUUUUUUAUUGUAU